This is a messenger RNA of Entamoeba nuttalli P19, 2910 nucleotides long. RefSeq names its product Zn-dependent peptidase, putative. The transcript has a single exon. Gene Ontology annotation, cellular component: mitochondrial matrix. Gene Ontology annotation, biological process: protein processing. Lineage: Eukaryota; Evosea; Mastigamoebida; Endamoebidae. The record is from RefSeq and is a predicted model, not a curated record. Gene Ontology annotation, molecular function: metal ion binding. Bases 1 to 2910 code for a protein of 969 amino acids.
AUGCAAUUCUUUACUGAAGUGUAUAGGGAAAAAUUACCUGAUUAUAAUAUUACUGGUAUUGUUUUUGAACAUAACGAGACUAAAGCCAAAGUUAUUAAAAUAUUAUCUGAUGACAAAAACAAAUCAUUUUCUAUUUCUUUUAAAACACCACCUACUAACAAUAAAGGAAUUCCUCAUAUUAUUGAACAUAGUUGUUUAAGUGGAAGUGACCAUUACACUACAAAAGAACCAUUUGCUGAUCUUUUAAGAGGAAGUUUACAAAAUUUCUUAAAUGCAAUUACAUUCCCUGACCAUACAAUGUAUCCUAUUGCAACAACUAAUGAAACUGAUUACAAGAAUUUAAUGAAAGUAUAUCUUGACGCUGUAUUCUUACCACGUGUUAGAAAUGAUAUUUAUCCAUUUUACCAAGAAGGUAGAAGGUGGGAAAAGAAUGAAGACGGUGAACUUGGAUUUAAUGGUAUUGUUUAUAAUGAGAUGAAGGAAAGCGAAACAAAUCCAGUAACUUUAGCCGAUAGAGUUAUUUCUCAAAAACUUUAUGAUGGUACAUAUAUAUAUGAAUCUGGAGGUAUUCCUAAAGAUAUUGAAACAUUAACAUAUGAUGAAUUCUUAAAAUUUUAUAAAGAACAUUAUCACCCAUCAAAUUCAUUAACUGUUUUAUACUCUCCAUUAACAUUGAUUGAUGAUGAACUUACUCUUUUGAAUGAAUAUUUCCAUGGAAAAGGAUUUAAAACCCCAUCACAUGUCAGUGAUAAAGAUACAAAUAUUUCUGGUACAGUUGAAACUAUUCAAUACCCAAUUGACCUUGAAGAAAGUGAUGAAAAGAAAGAUGUAUUUGUUUAUGCUUGGAAAAUUAGUAAUUGUAAUCCUGAAGUUCAAUUUGCAUUAAACAUUAUUCAACAAUUAUUAGUCACAGUUGAAGGAGCUCCUUUGAAUGAAAAAUUGAAAGAACUUGGAAUUGCAAAGAAUGUUAUUGGGCAAUUUGAAAUUGAUUAUCAAACUCCAUAUUUUUCUGUUGUUGCUAAAAAUGCAGAUCCAUCUAAAUUAGAUCAAUUUAAACAAGUUGUUAAUGAAGAAUUACAAAAAAUUGUAAAAGAUGGUUUUGAUAAACAAAGAGCUAUUGGAAUAUUAAAUAAGCAUGAGUUUGAUUUAAAAGAGUGCACAUUUGGAGGUUAUCCAAAAGGACUCGUUUAUGCAAUGUUAUGUGCUUAUGCCCAUGCCCAUGACGAUACAGACUUAUUCCGUAGUCUUAGAGUAAAUUGGAUAAUUACUAAAGUUAGAGAAGGAUUGAAAAAUCAUUAUUUAGAGGAUAUAGUUCAAAAAUAUUUGAUUGAAAAUGAUAGACAUAUUGUUGUACGUUGUGUCCCAACAAAAGGAUUAACUGAGACAUGGGAAAAAGAAAGUAGAGAACGACAUUCUGAAAUGAGUAAAGACUUUGAUGAAAAAGCAAUCAAAGAAAUAGAAAAUACUUGUGCUGAGUUAAAACGUAGACAACAAGCAGAAGAUACUCCGGAACAAAUUGCUACCAUCCCUCAUUUAAGACUGAGUGACAUUGAUAAAAAAGGACAAGACUUUUCUCUUGAAGAAGUUAAAAAUUCAAUUAAAACAUAUAGAAAGGUUGAUGUAACUAAUGGAAUUGUAUAUUUUAAGUAUUUCUUUGACUUAAGUGAUUUAACACUUGAACAAUUAAGAGUUGCUGAUUUCUUAGCAUCUGUUAUUAAAUCAUUUAAUACAAAACAACAUAAUUAUCUAACUCUUGGAUCAUUAAUUGAUAUUAACUUUGGUAAAUUAACAUUUGAAGUAGAAACUCAUGUCGAUUCUCAUUUAGGUACUACAACUGAAGAUAUCAAUCAUGUUAAACCAUAUUUCUUAAUUUCAGGUAAAGUAUUAAAUGGUUAUAUUACUGAUGGUAUACAAAUACUUGUUGAAAUUUUGAAUGACAUUCAAUUUGAUGUUAAAAUAUUACAAAAGAAAUUAUCUGAAUUUAUUGUACGUUCUGAAGACAUUAUUAAGAAUGCUUCUUAUUAUCCACUGUCAAGUAGAAUAAAGUCAUAUCUUUCUAAACAAGGAGUAGUUGAAGAAUACUUAAAUGGAAUUACUUCCUAUUUAGAAGAUGUUAAGUUAAGAAAUAAUUUUGAAAAAGAAGGACUUUCAUUCCUUCAUUCUCUUGAAGAAAUGUAUCAUACAAUUUUCAGUACUGAUCGUUGUACUUUGUUUUAUUGUUCUGAAGAAAAUACUAAAGAAGAUGUUUUAAAACAAUUAACUUCCCUCCAAGCAGUUUUUCAUGGAAAAGAAAUGGGAAAAACUCAAGAAUAUCCAAGUCCAGUGGUUAAAAAUGAGGCUCUUCAAGUUCCAGUUAAAGUAAAUUAUGUCGGUAAAGGAUUUAAUUUUGCCUCUAUGGGAGUAACUUUUAAUGGAGCAUUUAAAGCAUUAUUAGAAAUUAUUGAAAAAGAAUACUUAUGGAAUAAGGUUAGAGUUGAAGGUGGUGCUUAUGGAAGUUGGAUGACUUAUUCAUAUAGUGGAAAUGCUAUUUUCACUUCAUAUCGUGAUCCUCAUUUAUAUGAAACCCUUAUAACAUACGAUAAAGUUGCAGAUUAUUUAGAAAAUAUGAAGUUUACACAAGAAGAAAUUGAAAAUUAUCUUAUUGGUAUUUUUGCUGAUAUUGAUGCUCCAAAGACUGUUUCAGGAUUCUUUAACACAUGUUGUAAUUCUUAUUUGAACAAUACCCUUGGAAGUUCUCAAGUAAUUCGUGAACAAUUAUUCCAAGUUAAUCUUGAAAGUUUAAAAGAACAAUCCUCUAUUAUUAUUAAUGGGUUAAAGAAGAAUAUUAUUUGCACUAUUUCUCCACAAGAAGCAAUAAAGAGACAAAAUGGAGUCUUUUCAGAGAAAGUAUGUGUCUUUGAAAAACUUUAA